Molecule: messenger RNA, 1146 nt
Organism: Theileria annulata
Lineage: Eukaryota; Apicomplexa; Aconoidasida; Piroplasmida; Theileriidae
Product: 50S ribosomal protein L21, putative
Exons: 11
Coding region: 1-1146 (381 amino acids)
Biological process (GO): translation
Cellular component (GO): ribosome; mitochondrial large ribosomal subunit
Molecular function (GO): RNA binding; structural constituent of ribosome
Source: RefSeq, a predicted model, not a curated record
AUGUUCAACACAUUAUCUUUGUUUUUGAGAAAUAACAUUUUCAGCCAGUUUUCUAAACUCAAAGGAAAUUCUUAUUUUUCGACAAAUGCUUUUAGAGCAUCUCUCAUCGGUACACAUUCUAAUUUCAAUAUUCCGACUUUUUUAAGGCUUCAAACCCCGUUAUAUUAUGAUAAGAGGAGCAUAGUAAUUAAUAAACCUAGGCGCCAAAUAGGCCAUAAAUUCGUUAUUGGCAAACAUAAAAGAGCAAAAGUAAACCCACCUAGGGUUCCAAUUCAUCCAAAUAAAGAUGUUGAUAAAGAUAUGAACCUUUUUGAAACAUACAGAGACUUAAAAUUGAGAUGGAAAAGAACAACAAGGUCUAGGAAAAAUAGGCUCAGAAUAGCAAGGAAGUGGAGACAACCUUACUACUUCAAUCCAACAAAUCAGCCAACAUGUAUGUUCGUUCUCCACGAAAACCUUCCGAGAACAAGAACAGAUAAACCUCCAGAAAUGAACCAUGAUAAGGAAUAUGUGCCGGGGAAAAUUGAGCUUGACGAGUCCCAUAAUUUUCAAGUUUAUCCACCAGACUCGGUUGUCCAGGAUAUAAAAAACCUCAAAACUGAAACUUUUUGUAUAUUCAAAUCUAGCCCACUUCACCAACACAAGGUCACAAAAGGAGACGUGGUUCAAAUUGAAAGACUAAAGCGCAAGAAUGCAGGGGACAAGGUGACAUUUGGAACUGUGCUAUUAGUUGGCUCAAAGUACUGGACAAUAAUUGGAAAACCAACGGUACCUUAUGCUAAAGUACAUGCUACAAUUGAGCAACAGACUCUUUGUGGAGAACAAUUGAGUUUCAGAUACAGGAAAUCCAGGAGAAUUUCAAAAUUUUUAAGGGUUCGUCAUUGGGUAACUGUUUUGAGGAUCGAUGAUAUCGUAGUGGAUCCUUCAAUUGAGAUCAACACUGAACACAAACCAUCAAGGUUACUUGACCUCUGGUCGAACAGAUGGCUAUACACUGAGGAGCUGGAAGAUAUUGAUAAAACCAAAAGUGAAUCAGAACAAAUUUAUGAUGGUCUUGAACACGAAACUGGAUACUAUAACAAGCUUGGAUUGACUGAAUCGUACAGGUGGUAUCCUGACCCUUACUCCAAGUAUAAAUGGAAAUAA